Messenger RNA from Odocoileus virginianus texanus, 6068 nucleotides. The record is from RefSeq and is a predicted model, not a curated record. NCBI's taxonomy places the organism in Eukaryota, Metazoa, Chordata, Mammalia, Artiodactyla, Cervidae.
CUGAGGGACAAGGCGGGGGGAGGGGGGUGGUGUCCCCGGCCGGCUCGGGGGGUGCGUUGCCCGGAGACGGAAAGUUUGGGAGCCAGAACGGGCUCGGCGGCGGCCCAGGGAACGGGGUCCAGGGGGCGGCGGCCCUGGGGAUGGGGAAGGAGCAGGAGCUGCUGGAGGCGGCCCGCACCGGACACCUCCCGGCCGUGGAGAAGCUGCUGUCCGGGAAGCGGCUCUCCUCAGGCUUCGGGGGCGGCGGCGGCGGCGGCGGCUCUGGAGGCGGUAGCGGCGGCGGCGGCGGCUCUGGAGGCGGCGGCGGCGGUCUUGGCUCCUCGAGCCAUGCCCUGUCCAGUCUGCUCAGCAUUUGGAGAGGGCCUAAUGUGAACUGUGUUGACAGCACUGGGUAUACACCGCUGCACCAUGCUGCUUUGAAUGGCCAUAAGGAUGUGGUCGAGGUUCUUCUGAGGAACGACGCGCUGACCAACGUGGCUGACUCUAAAGGCUGUUAUCCGCUGCACUUGGCAGCCUGGAAAGGAGACGCCCAGAUAGUGCGGUUGCUCAUCCAUCAAGGGCCGUCACACACCAAAGUCAAUGAACAGAACAAUGACAACGAGACGGCCCUGCACUGCGCAGCGCAGUACGGCCACACGGAGGUGGUGAAGGUCCUCUUAGAGGAGCUGACUGACCCCACCAUGCGCAACAACAAGUUCGAGACGCCUCUGGACCUGGCCGCACUCUACGGGAGGCUGGAGGUGGUGAAGAUGCUCCUUAACGCACACCCCAACCUCCUGAGCUGCAACACUAAGAAGCACACCCCUCUACACCUGGCGGCGAGGAAUGGCCACAAGGCCGUGGUGCAGGUCCUCCUGGACGCCGGCAUGGACAGCAGCUACCAGACGGAGAAGGGCAGUGCUUUGCAUGAGGCUGCUUUGUUUGGCAAGACCGAUGUGGUGCAAAUCCUGCUGGCUGCAGGAAUUGAUGUCAACAUAAAGGAUAACCGUGGACUGACCGCACUGGACACCGUCCGGGAGCUGCCGUCUCAGAAGAGCCAGCAGAUAGCGGCACUUAUCGAAGAUCACAUGACUGGAAAAAGAAGUGCAAAAGAGGUAGACAAAACCCUUACACCCCAGCCACCUCUCAUCUCCAACCUGGACUCGAUAUCCCAGAAGUCUCAGGGUGACCUGGAGAAAGCAGUGACUGAACUGAUCAUCGAUUUUAACACCAGCACGGAAGAGGAGGGUCCCUAUGAGGCACUGUACAACGCUGUCUCCUGCCAGUCCCUGGAUAGCACGGCCAGCGGACGCUCGUCUGACCGGGACUCUGUGAGCAGGGAGGCUGAGGCGGCCGGAGGGAAAGCUGCUGGAGUGAGGCCUAGGGAACGUCCUCCACCUCCAGCAAAACCACCACCUGAUGAAGAGGAAGAAGACCACAUAGAUAAGAAGUAUUUUCCCUUGACAACUUCUGAGGUCUUGGCCAUGAGACCCUGGAUUCAGGGGAGCGCAGCCAAGGAGGAGGAGGAACACCCUUAUGAGCUGCUGCUGACGGCAGAGACGAAGAAGCUGGUGUCUGUGGAUGGGAAGACAGCAGACCACAGGCGGAGCAGCGGCGGCCGGAGCCAGGACUCUGCAGAGGGGCAGGACGGGCAGGUCCCGGAGCAGUUCUCAGGUCUCCUCCACGGCUCCUCCCCAGUGUGUGAGGCGGGGCAGGACCCUCUCCAGCUGCUCCCUGCCCCUGGCCAGAACCAUCGAGAAGGGUCCCCUGCGCAGGGCGCCUGCCCCGAGGAGAUGCAGCUGGAACAGACAGGCAGGCGUGUGUCCGGAGCCUCCCCACCCCGCGUGCUGGACCAGAGUAGGAGAGUGGGCCACCCGGCAAGCCUGCCCCACGCCCACAGCCAGACGCACCCCAAAACUUCAACACGCACGGCCUCUCCACGCCCUGGGGGCGCCGAGGAGGAAGGUGACCCGAGCGGGGCCAGGAGCCGAGCCCCUCCCAUCAGCAGACCCAAGGCUGAGCUCAAACUCAGCCGCAGCUUGUCCAAGUCUGACUCUGAUCUCCUGACCUGCUCCCCCACGGAAGACGCUACAAUGGGAAGCCGGAGUGAGUCCCUGUCCAACUGCAGCAUCGGGAAGAAGAGGCUGGAGAAGUCACCCUCCUUCGCCUCGGAGUGGGACGAGAUUGAGAAGAUCAUGAGCUCUAUUGGAGAAGGGAUCGACUUUUCUCAGGAACAGCAGAGGAUCUCAGGUGCGCGGCCGCUGGAACAGAGCGUCGGGGAGUGGCUGGAGGCCGUGGGGCUGCAGCAGUAUGAGAGCAGGCUGCUUCUCAACGGCUUUGACGAUGUCCGCUUCCUGGGGCCUAACGUGAUGGAAGAUCAGGACCUGAGGGAAAUCGGCAUCAGUGAUGCGCAGCACAGGCGGAAGCUGCUCCAGGCCGCCCGGUCCCUGCCCAAGGUGAAGGCGCUGGGCUGCGACGGGAACAGCCCCCCGUCCGUGCCCUCCUGGCUGGACUCACUGGGGCUCCAGGACUACGUCCAUUCCUUCCUGUCGAGUGGGUACAGCUCCAUGGACACGGUGAAGAACCUCUGGGAGCUGGAGCUCGUCAACGUCCUGAAGGUGCACCUGCUCGGCCAUCGCAAGCGCAUCAUCGCCUCCCUGGCGGACAGACCCUAUGAGGAGCCGCCCCAGAAGCCCCCACGGUUCUCCCAGCUGAGAUGCCAGGACCUGUUCUCGCAGACGUCGUCCCCGCUGAGCCAGAACGACUCCUGCGCUGGGCGGUCGGCUGACCUGCUGCUGCCUCCUGGGGAUGCGGGCAGGAGGCCGCACGACAGCCUGCACGAGCCCGCGGCGCCCUCUCGGGUGGAGCGCUUCAGAACCCAGGAGGAGCACCGAGAGGCCAAGCUGACCCUCCGGCCCCCCAGCCUGGCCGCCCCCUACGCCCCUGUGCAGAGCUGGCAACACCAGCCGGAGAAACUCAUCUUCGAGUCCUGCGGUUACGAAGCCAAUUAUCUGGGCUCCAUGUUGAUCAGAGAUCUGCGAGGGACAGAAUCCACACAGGACGCCUGUGCCAAGAUGCGGAAAUCCACGGAGCACAUGAAGAAGAUCCCCACCAUCAUCCUGUCCAUCACGUACAAAGGGGUCAAGUUCAUCGACGCCUCCAACAAGAACAUCAUCGCGGAGCACGAGAUCCGGAACAUUUCCUGUGCGGCCCAGGACCCGGAGGACCUGUGUACCUUUGCCUACAUCACUAAGGACCUGCAGACCAGCCAUCACUACUGCCACGUCUUCAGCACGGUGGACGUGAACCUGACCUACGAGAUCAUCCUGACGCUGGGCCAGGCGUUUGAGGUGGCCUACCAGCUGGCCCUGCAGGCCCAGAAGGCCAGGCCAAUGGGGGCCUCUGCCACUGAGGUGAUCGAGACCAGAUCUUCCAAGCCGGUGCCGAAGCCCCGGGUGGGCGUGAGGAAGUCCGCGGUGCCGCCGCCCCCCGAUAGUCGCUGUUGUCAGUGUCACACCCGCCCCACCCACCGUCCUUCUUACCUCCCGCUGCCGUCUGUUAGUCCUGGAGCCAAGCUGGAGCCACCCGACACGGACGCCGACUCCCAGUCCCACGCCAGCGUCUCCUGGGUCGUGGACCCCAAGCCGGACUCCAAGCGGAGCCUCAGCACCAACUGAGCCACCGAGGAACCGACUGUGUUGCAGAAACAGCCGUGCGGAGCGCAGGCUCCCGCCACCGCCGCUGCCACCGCCGCCUCACCUGCGUUGGAGACCCAGGCCCACCUCCGCCUGCAGGACUCCUCCCGGCUGUGGGCCCAGGCCGCUGCCAGGCCUUGUGGAGGGAGCCCUGUCCCGGUGCCAAGCAGCCCUCCAACCUCUAGCAGAUGAGACUGGGACUCCAGAGGCCCUAGAAGUGACUUGUCCAGAAAACGAUUUUUAAUAGAAAAAGAUUUUUUAUAAAAUUACCUUUUAACACUUGGCUCAAACCUCUAGGUUAAACUGCCAAUCUAUAGACCAGUGGCCAUGCGGUCAGAGGGCCUCUGUCCUCAGGCCAGGGCGUGGGCGCACGUGGGCAGCUCCGAGAGAAGGCGCUGGGUGAACGGAAUUAGCCCGAGAGCCGCUGCUCCUUUCUGCCACACAUGCGGCUUCUCAUCCUCGCCUGGAGCCGAGCGCGGCUGUGGCGGCUUCCACUCUGUGUCCGGCGGGCCGAGCGUGGAGGUCGGGCCGGGCGGAGGACGAGCAGGCUGCUGUGGUCAGAGCACCGCCCUGGGCUGCAGGCCAUGGGCCCACCAGUGAGUGACCUCAGGCCGGCCGACUCAGAUCAGAAAGGAGAGGAAGCAGCUGUGUGUGUCUUGGGCAUUAACGGGUAGGUCAGCUGAGGCCGGGUAGGUCUGCCUGCCUAUCCGGUGUGUGAUUUAUCUAAUCAGGUGUGUGUGAUUAGGACUCACUUUGGUCUGACUGUCCUCCUUUCAGCUCUGGGCUCACCCCAGGCUCUGAGGGCGGAGAAGGCUGGUCGCAGAGGCAGUUUGCUCCCCCAGCGUGGCCUCCAGGGCCAGCACUGCCACCGCCUGAGCCAUCCUGCUGGCCUUUGGUUGCAUCGCCCCUCCUGGAGGCGGUAGGAUAGAAGGGACUCAUUCCUUGUGGCUGGGCCAGUUCAGCUGCGUGUCUAGCAGCUCCCAGAGCAGAGCCUUCCCUCCCCAAGCAGGCCGCCCCGCUUUGCUGGCGCGGUGCAGUGGGUCCUUGGGUCAGUAGUUCACGGCCUUGGCAGCACCCCACCCCCUGGUCGGGAGCUCCCAGGUCAGGGGGUGGGGCUGGGGGUGGGGAGCAGGACCACGUGUUCUGUUGACCUGAGUCGGGGCCCCCAUGGGUUCCCUGCACCAUCCACACCACAGGCCCAGGGGGUCACCCUUACUCUGAGAUGGAGACAGGUGGUCCUACCCUUUCGGUACUAACAAGGACCUCAACACCAGAAGUCUGACUUCAUGUCCUGCUGCUCCCAGGCCCUGAUGGUUCUACUGUGCAGUAUUCAGCCCCUCCUUCUUCCAGGGAUGGACAAGGAGCCCAAGCUGGGUGGGGAGACUGCAGUCUGGCCACAGCACAUGUACUGUUGUGCCCUUUCCUCCUGAGGAAGGCCGGUCUCCUCUAAGUAGGCCCCUCCUGGUGGGCGGUGGAUCCAAAAAGAAAACUGUAGACACUAUGAUGAGUUCCUCAAGCUGUUUUUUUUUGUUUUUAUGUCCUAGGUAGGUGUCUCCUCCUCUUGAAGCUGCUAUAUCUUCUUUAUUUAUUCAGGGUGUUUUCAUAUUGGAAAGCCUUGGCUAAUCUGCUCUGGAUUUUGUUUUGAGAUUGGUUUAUUUCUCAGUAGUCAAAAAGGGAGGGGCUAGAUCUUUUUUACUCCUCCUCUGGGACAGGUACUCUCCCUUCCCUACAAAGAAAUAUUAUAACAUUGAGGACAGGCUUCACAUGGAGGAGCCUCGCUUCUGCACGCGAGCGCAGCCCUGUUCUGAACCAUGCAGGCCCUUCAGGCGGGACUCGAGAGGGGUUAGUACCUGCCGGGCUGCGGGCUCUCUGCUCCGCCCUCCUCCUCGCAGCUGCUCCGAGCGAGUGGGGCUUCCUUCCAGACAGGCUCUGCCUCUGCGAUGCGCACACCCCUCCAGGGCCUCCAGCUGCAGCUCUGGGGAGUCCCUCCAGAAGCCUGGGGCUGAGCAGGCCUGUCUGCCCUCAGCCUGUGUAGGGGGGCCCGGGCCUGCAGGAUGACCGUCAGACGCAAUUCACAAAGUGUUGUUGCUAACGGUGUGGCAAUGGGACUGAAAUGUAAUAAAAUGUUAUUUAAUCUUUGUCUCUGUAUUUUGAUACUUGAAUGACUUCCCCUUCUAUUUUACUGUACAUAUAAUUGUUAAUCUGUCCAGUUUUGUCUAAAUUGCGAACACCUUGUGGUACCAAACGUAACCGCCCUGUGCGACAGCAUAGACUGACCUCACUACACGAGAGAAUGUAAAUAUUCCUGGGCUUUUGGCUUUGGUUUUGUUAUUUUCAUAAUUGUAUAACUUAGAACAGACUGAAUUAAUAAAUGAGAAGCGACAUGAAACCAGC